CUUUCGUCUUUAAACCCACCACCACUUCCGUCUCUUCCCGUCCACCACCUGACACAGCUACACCUCGGAUUUUAAUUUUAAUUUUUCAUUUUUCCGUGGAUUUUCUUUUAGUUUCUUCUCUCUGAAAUUUCCGCCCGGCCAAACGGGCCAAAAUGAGAGAAAAAAUGGUUAGGGAUGAUUUGUACACUACGGUUCCUAGUUUCUUCAGGUGUCCGAUUUCACUUGACGUCAUGAAAUCUCCUGUCAGUCUCUGUACGGGCGUAACCUACGAUCGAGAUAGCAUCCAGCGGUGGUUAGACAGCGGCAGCAACACGUGUCCGGCGACGAUGCAGGUCCUUCAAAGCAAGGAGUUUGUUCCGAACCGUACGUUACAACGUCUCAUCCACGUCUGGUCUGACUCCGUGCAGCAGCACCGAGUCCGCUCAACCGAGUUGGAGAAUUUAGUCAUCUGUCAAGAUCAAGUUAAGGACAUCGUCAAUGUGACGGAUAUAAAAAAUGAAGAUUUCGCAGAAAAUUUCUCCAAGAUAAUCUCCUUCGCGGGAGAAUCUGACGAGAACAAGAAGUUUCUCGCGGAGAUGGACGGCUUCGUCGUCUUGCUGGUUGAGAUUUUGAUUAUAGUUAAAGAUAAGAACAUUUUGGAGCAAGUAGUUAGGGUUUUGGCGUUGAUUUUGAACAAAAUUGACGAUCAAGAACAUUUGAUGAACUUAAUGUUGAAGAAACAUCAAGAUAGCUUGACUUCGCUCUUUCACGCUUUGAAACAAGAACAAAACGUAGAUUUAAAAAUUGAUUCGCUCAAAAUCCUCGAAUUCAUUGCCGUAGACGCCGAAUCGAAGCUUUUAAUCGCCGAAAGAGAAGGAUUAUUAUCGGAACUCAAACACAUAUUAACUUCAAACGGUGCAGAUCAACCACUAAUUGGCGCCUGUUUAUCUUGUUUAGUUUCAAUUUCAGUACCCAAACGCGUGAAGUCAAAGUUAAUAACAAACUACAAACUCAUACCAGAGCUGAAGAAACUCAUAACGGACGGAAACGUUACUGUUUCGACGACGGAGAAGGUUUUGAAAUUAAUAGAAACUUUUUGUUACAGCAAGCAAGGGAGAGCGGAGAUAUGUAACGAUUCUAAUCUGAUGCAAGCGAUUGUUCAGAAAAUGCUGAAAGUAUCGAGUGUAGCAACGGAGCACGCGGUGACGAUAGUGUGGAGUGUGUGCUAUUUGUUUAGAGAUCAGCGGGCGCAGGAAGCGGUGACGGCGGGGAGCGGUUUGACGAAGAUUUUGAUGGUGAUGCAGAGUAAUUGCUCGCCGGGAGUGAGGCAAAUGAGCGGGGAUUUGUUGAAGAUAUUUCGGAUGUAUUAUAAGAACCCGGAAAAAUGAGCGGAAGGUCAAUGUCCCUUGCUUGCUUCUAUCAAGUAUAUAUUUGACGUGUCCUUAACCUGACCUGCCUAUGAAUUAACGCAUAAAGCUUUUGGCGUGUAGACUGGGAAGAUGAUCGUGGGGAGGACUAGUUAUUGGAUAAAGCGUGUGGUAGGUUAACUACUAGUUAUUUUUUGGUUUCAUACUCAAAAUUAACGUGCCAGCGGGUGAACGAUUGUCAUUAUUAAGCUACUCUUGUUUUCAAUGCCCUGUUAGACAGGUAAUACUAACCCGUCUAUCGUCUGUUGUUAAUUUAAGUUCAUAAAAUGUGGAUCCAAAGUCCAUAUUUUAAUAGUUUUUAUCUGUACGUGAAAAUUUUUUUUGGGUAUUUUGUUUUGAAUAUAGAAUUGGAAAAGAAGUGCUUGAGGGUAAAGCAAUGAGCUGGCAGAUGAAUAGGAGGGUGAGAUUUUAAUUAGAUUGGAAAAAGAGAUUCCUUAAAAGGCAGAGAAGUAAGCAAUAAAAAGUUUGACAAGAGAGAAAAUGGAACCUGCCUUUUUUUAUUAAUAAUUUGCGUUGAAUUUGAUUUAUUUGGAAAAAGCAGAACAGGGGUUUACUGUUUAGAGUAAGACAAGGGGCUGCAAAUAAUGAAAUGGGUUUGCUUGUUUAUAAUAUAUUAAUACUAUUAACCCUUCUUUAUCAA
Molecule: messenger RNA, 2046 nt
Organism: Mangifera indica (mango)
Lineage: Eukaryota; Viridiplantae; Streptophyta; Magnoliopsida; Sapindales; Anacardiaceae
Product: U-box domain-containing protein 27-like
Exons: 2
Coding region: 153-1367 (404 amino acids)
Biological process (GO): protein ubiquitination
Molecular function (GO): ubiquitin protein ligase activity
Source: RefSeq, a predicted model, not a curated record